AUGCUCUUACUUCCAAUCUCACUACCAGAACAAAGACCUGGUGAUGGCUUGUUCUACUAUAAUGUCGCCAUAUGUUCUGCGCACCUCCUUCAAUGCCAAGUUCAGGUUCGAGCUUGACAUCCAUUUGCUUUUAUUUACUACCAUUGCUAUCAUAUGUGUCUGCUUCUUCCUCUGGUUUAAGAAGCCCAUCAAGAACCUGACCGAUGAGACGCCUGCUUCUGCUUUCGGGGGUUUGAGCGAUCCCUCCGAACUCUGCCAGCACACCAAUACACCGAUCACGUCAGCUUCGACUUCUUCCAGCGUCUUGGACGAACUUCUCGACACCACCAUCCCUGGCACAAGUCAUCAUUCAUCUCGACGCUCCUUCUCUCCGACCAACGUUGAGGGAGUUAUGAUCUACUCACCCUCAAAGGCUAUGGCAACGAACGACACUCUGAUCUUCGUCGCCGACUUCCUCGAAGACCGCCUCGGGAACUUCGCUCAUCCGGGAACCGACAUUAUGCUUGCAAAAUUCCAACGCAAGCGCUCUACUAUGGGCUCCCAAAUCCCUCUAUUUGGCAGAGAACACUCCGGCAUAGCCACUCAUGCUUUUGAGAAAGAGGCUUGGUACGGCGAGAGUUGCCCACUCGAUGCCAUGAUCUGGUUACUCAAAAAGCGUCUCUCCGGUGUGGAGGACUCCAACAUGGUGUUUUCAGGCUUUGAGGAGAAGAGGGAGAAGAGGGAGCAGAAAGAGACAAAAAGAUUAGAGGAGCCAAAGGAGGAUCUGCAGCAAGAGAAAGAUUCUGAGCAGGAGAAGACAAAUUGUGAAGGGGGCAAAGAGCAAAAGGAGCAGAGGGAGGAAGCUAAACCUGCUCCCUGUUCAUUUGAGGGACGAGGAACACAGGAUCGAGCGCUAUGAAGUGGAAGCCACGACCCCAGUGCCUUCCAGGAUUUAAGUGCACGGCAAGUUGACAAAUAUCAACGCAACACACGCGCUUGUCAUAUGCACCUUCCAUCUCCUCAGACUUCAGAUUCUCUAUGUCAACGCCCGAAAAUCAUUUCAUGGUCUUGGCGACAUCAUCGAUGC
Aureobasidium subglaciale EXF-2481 is the source of this 1066-nucleotide messenger RNA. RefSeq lists its product as uncharacterized. Bases 44 to 898 code for a protein of 284 amino acids. Lineage: Eukaryota; Fungi; Ascomycota; Dothideomycetes; Dothideales; Saccotheciaceae. The record is from RefSeq and is a predicted model, not a curated record. The transcript has a single exon.